Molecule: messenger RNA, 1302 nt
Organism: Microplitis mediator
Lineage: Eukaryota; Metazoa; Arthropoda; Insecta; Hymenoptera; Braconidae
Product: malate synthase-like
Exons: 4
Coding region: 1-1302 (433 amino acids)
Biological process (GO): glyoxylate cycle
Cellular component (GO): cytoplasm
Molecular function (GO): malate synthase activity
Source: RefSeq, a predicted model, not a curated record
AUGAAAUAUUUUUUUAUAAAUACUUGGCCAAAAGGAUUAGAACAAGAAUUUAAUCAAUUAUUAACUCGUGAUGCUAUAGAAUUUUUAGUAGAUCUUGUUGGCAAGUUUGAAAAUUGUAUUGAAGAUCUUUAUAAUCGUAGAUUACAACGAAAGUGUCAACAACAAAAUAAUCCUCAAAAAACUUUGAAAUUUUUAAGAUUAAAUACUAAUGAUUGGAAAGUUGCACCAGUAAAUGGUAGAUUAAGUAAUCGACGUUUGGAUUUAGGUGAUGUAAGCCCAAGUAACUUGGAACAUUUUACUGCUGCAUUGAAGUGUACUGAUAUUCAAGGGAUUCAAGUUGAUUUUGAUGAUGGUCAUUGCCCUACGUGGUUCAAUCAAAUAUACGGUCUUCAUAAUGUUUAUAAAGCAACCCAUAAUCUUUUGUCUGGGAUUCCUGACAUCUCCCAAACACCUAUUUUAAUGUUAAGACCUCGAGCUUGGAAUAUGAUUGAAAAUAAUUGCAGUAUAAAUGGAAAAUGUAUACCUGGUCCACUGUUUGAUUAUAGUUUAUUAAUUUUUCAUAAUGGCCGAAAACUUCAACAAUCAAAUAGCGGACCAUGUUUUUAUCUUUCAAAACUUGAAAAUUACCACGAAGCUAAACUUUGGAACGAUAUAUUUUCUUGGAGUGAAAUAAAACUUGGACUUCCUUAUGGUUCGAUUAAAGCUUGUGUACUUAUUGAAAAUAUUUAUGCUUGUUUUGAAAUGGAAAGAAUUUUGUAUGAAUUAAAAGAUCAUUCUCUUGGUCUUAAUUGUGGUAUAUGGGAUUACGCUGCAUCAAUUAUUUCUAAAUUUGCAAAUGAUAAGUUAUUUGUUCUUCCUGAUAGAAAUAAAUAUGUUAAUAUGAAUCAACGUUUUCUAAAAAAAUAUUUACAAUUAGUUAUAAAAAUUUGUCAUAAAAGGGGUAUUCAUGCAACAGGUGGUAUGGUAGCAAAAUUAUUGCCAAAGAUCGAAACUGAAGAUUAUAAAUAUUUUAUUAACAGCGUGCUCGAGUCUAAAUUGAUGGAAAUUCAAGAAGGAAUCGAUGGUAGCCUGAAGGAGAUAACUGAAAAAGAUUUAUUGACUUUUCCUAAGGGUGGUGUAACCAUAGAAGGAUUGAAACAUAAUAUUUGUGUUUCUAUUUUAUUUAUAUAUAAUUGGCUUAAUGGUAAAGGACAUUUCAUUCUUCGAGGAUCAGUAGAGGACUCCGCUACAGCUGAAAUAUCAAGAUCACAAAUCUGGCAAUGGAUACGCCAUGCUGAAAAGAAAUUCUUGAUGAUCUCUUAA